AGAACCACGAGCACCGCACCAAACUCCAGCCUGAAUGCGAGAGCUGACCAAUGAAAGCGGAGAAAUAGAAAUAACGGUAGAGGCUGCUGCUAGACUGACAAUGUCACUCAAGAAACGGGAUUAGCAUUAUAACAUCGCUCCGUCGAAGUCAAAUUACGACGUUAUUUGGAUGGAAAACCAAUGGUUAGAAAGCGUCCAGAAAACGUCAUUUUUGGUCUAAUGACCAUAUACGGAAAGCAACGACGUUAUCGUGUUUGCGGUGCAUAGGAAUUUAAUUUGGGGCGCCUCUAUGAAUUCGGAAGACGCAUUCGAUGGAAGGAGGGGUGGACACUUCGGAACUGCAGGUCAUUUUACGUAAAAGCACGGCAACGACCAGGCGUUUCUUAUAUUACUCUUCAGCGUGAGAAGCUUGGAGAUCCGCUGCAGCAUAUAAAUGUCCUUGUUUGACACUCAAAGGUUCCGUUGCAUGAAUGAUGUCAGGUGAGAAGGAACUAAUCAAAGACGACACCGGGGUGUUUGCUCUUUUAGAGACUGGAAAGUCAGAUAGGGACAAAGCGGACUUCGAGGAAAAUGGACUUCUGACACAUUUGGAUGACCUGUCGGUCGAGGAGGAGGAAAGAGAAGAAGAGAGAGAAGAUGAGGAGGAGUUUCGAGAGUACUACUUGAAAUGUGGAGGAAGGGUGGCUAAAACGAGAGCCGCAAUCUUACACAAAUUGAGUCAACACAAAACGAUUAUCGGUCGCGUUGUAGGGUCAGUUAUAUUAAUAGUCUAUCUUGUGUACCUUGGGUUCUGCAUGGACUACGCAUUUGGAGAUGAAGGCUCAAUCCGGCUUGUCUGGGGGACGUGUUUUGUUUUGUUUAUUAUUGGGUACAGCAACUUCAGCGAGAAAAUCUUCAAAAAGAUUGGAGGUGUUUGCAGAUGCCGGACGCUGAGAAGGCCCGUGGUUAGGAAGGGAAUAAGAUGGUUCCUUUACCUGUCCAUACUUGGGUUUAUUAUCGCUUACCUGUGUCUAACUAUUCUACAAACAAGUCCAGAGAACUUCCUCUCCCUCGCAGGACUGGUCUUCUUCAUAAGUAUCGGUUACAUGUUCUCCAAACACCCAGACCUGGUAAACUGGCAUGCAGUGUUUUGGGGGAUUACCACACAGUUCCUGUUUGCGCUGUUCAUCCUCAGGUCCAGAUUUGGAUACAGUGUUUUCAACUGGCUGGGGGCGAGACUCGAAGAGUACAUGAGGCACACAGACAAAGGCUCUCAAUUUGUGUUUGGGGACAGCUUCAGAGAUCACCAGUUUGUAUUUGUGACAAUGCCACUGAUUAUUUUCAUGAGUUCCACAGUCAACAUGCUGUACCACUAUGGGGUGCUCCAAGCUUUCGUCAAGAACUUCGGGAAGUUCCUCUACUUCUGUAUGGGUACGAGCGCUAUUGAAUCUGUGAACGCUGCCUUCAACAUGUUCCUUGGACCCUCCGAGGCUCCAAUGGCUAUUAAACCCUUCCUGCCACUACUGACUGCAUCCGAGAUGCAUGCCAUCAUGGUGGCAACAUUCGCCAGUAUUUCUGGAAGUGUUUUUGGAAUGCUUGUGAACUUUGGAGCCCCGGCCAACCACCUUCUCACAGCGUCUGUGAUGUCUGCCCCCGCCGCCCUUGCCAUGGCCAAACUGACCAUGCCGGAGACAAGAAGGACAAGGGUCCAACCAGAGGAUGCUUACAAUAUAAGAAUGGCAAAAUUUCAGAGCGUAUUAGAAGCUAUAUCUGUCGGCGCAGUUGACGGCAUCACAUUGGCGUCCACCGUCGUUGUCAACCAGAUCGUCUUCAUCGCUGCCAUUGAAUUUAUAGACACAGGACUUCAAUGGUUUGGUGACAGGGUUGGGAUGCAUCACGUGACAUUUUCGCUCCUCUGUUCCUAUAUGUUCUAUCCUCUGGCCUAUAUAAUGGGCUUCCCCAAGGUCGACCUCUUCAAGAUAGGGGAACUGAUGGGCAUCAAAAUCUUCGCCAAUUCUUUUGUUGGAUUUAUGGAGUUUGGCAGGCUGGUCCUUAACAGAAAGGAUCUCGAGCAGUACCAGCUGGUUCACAAUGGCACCUGGCACUGGCAAGAUGGCAACGUUAUUUUGGACGCAACCAAUGUAACAUUGGUCGGUGGAAUUCUUCAGAGACGUUCUGAGGUGCUUGGUACAUAUGCCUUAUGUGGACUCAACCAUAUAGGAGCUAUUGGUGUUGCCAUAGGAACGUUGAUCGCGCUUUGCCCCAAACGGAGGACAACUAUCACCAAAUAUGUACUGAGGGCGAACGUGACUGGGCAGAUGGCCUGUUUUAUGACAGCAUGCAUCGCAGGUUUGCUGUACGAUGAGUCUUUACAGUCAGCGUGAGCAACUUUAACAGUGCAGUUAUGUUGUAGCUGGUACAAUAGGAACCAGUUCAAGAUCACAUUUUAUCAAAAGCUUCAGAUUUGGAACACCACCUUUGUUUGCAAUAAAUAGAUUAUAGCUGUGUGUGUUUCCGUAUCAUGAAUACGGCAUUAAUGAGGAAUACAAAUUGCAUCAUCAGAGUCUGAUGUUUUAUUCUUAAAAUAAUCAAUGUUUAAGUAUUUUCGCCCAAUUAAGGACUUUUAGAAACCGUAUAUGAGAACAGUAUACAGCCCCUAAGCCUGGCUGC
Messenger RNA from Haliotis rufescens (red abalone), 2649 nucleotides. RefSeq names its product solute carrier family 28 member 3-like. Bases 471 to 2363 code for a protein of 630 amino acids. The transcript has 14 exons. Gene Ontology annotation, cellular component: membrane. Gene Ontology annotation, biological process: nucleoside transmembrane transport. Gene Ontology annotation, molecular function: nucleoside:sodium symporter activity. The record is from RefSeq and is a predicted model, not a curated record. Lineage: Eukaryota; Metazoa; Mollusca; Gastropoda; Lepetellida; Haliotidae.